This is a messenger RNA of Melitaea cinxia (Glanville fritillary), 1352 nucleotides long. It is a transcript of the gene Spindly, whose product is annotated as protein Spindly-B. The record is from RefSeq and is a predicted model, not a curated record. The transcript has 5 exons. Lineage: Eukaryota; Metazoa; Arthropoda; Insecta; Lepidoptera; Nymphalidae. The coding region runs from base 65 to 1327 and encodes 420 amino acids.
UUGGGAAAAUAAUCUCUGCUAAUUGUUUGCUUUGUUUGUAUAUUGUACCAGAGGUUAGUAAAUAAUGGAUUAUUCGACGAUAAGUAACAAAACUAAUAUAACAGAAUCAGAAGACUUAACGGGAAACGAGCUCGCUGAGCGAUAUUACUCAUUACGAAAACAAUUCGAAAACUUAUCUAGCAACUACGAAUCAAUAAAACAAGAACUCCACGAUACAAGGCGAAGUUAUCAAACCGCGUUAGACGUACAGAGUCACCUUAGUACUGAACUAGAGAGCUAUCAAGCUGAUGAAAAGAAACGAAGACAGGAACUCACUUUACGUAUUACAGCGUUCCAGGAGGAAAUAUCUGCGUUGAGACAAGAACGCACAGAGUUAACAGAGAGACAUUUAAUCGAAGUCAAGCAAUUAGAAACAGAGAAUAAACGAUUAAAAGAUGAACAAGUGAUCGUAAACCGCCAGUCGCCUGCGCGGGAUACAUCCGAUUUAGAUGAAGCGCGUGCAGCGCUUACCGCUGCGACGUCUGAAGCGCUAGCAGCUAAAACAGCUCUAGACCAAGCGAGAGCUGAAAUGUGUUCUUGGCAAAUGAAAGUUGAUGAAUUAGUGACGGAGAUAGGAGAGCUUCGAGCGGCGGCUGAGAUAAAAAAAGAGGAAUUACAAGCGGCUGGAGAAAGAGAGGCAGUGGCUCUCGCUGAGUUAGCGGAGGCCAGGGCACUACUACAUCAGGUUGAUUCUCAAGAUGCACAACCACAUGCUGCUAAAGGCAAUUCACUAUUUGCUGAAGUCGAAGACAAAAGACAAGAAAUGGCUAAAAAUCUAAUACAAAUGAAACAAACUAAUUCCAGAUUAAGAAGAGAUUUAGCUAACAAACAAGCGGAGUUAGAUGCACUAUUGCACGAGAAACAAACAGUUUGGGAGCAACAAGCAGGAGCGGCCGCACAUCAUGACCGUGAACUUAUUAAAAGCUAUGAAGAACGUAUAACACAGUUAGAAGGUAUGUGUGAAAAACAGAGAAGGGAGCUGGCGAGAUGGUUCAGUAAAUUGUGUGAACCGACUGAACAAGGCUGGCUUUCUGGUGUAUUGGAUCAUUUGAAAAACGAAUGUGAGCAAUUAAGAGCUGAAGUUUUGUCUCGAGGAGCAGCUGAGUUAGCCAGUGCAGCACAAGUGAGAGAAUUACGAAGGAAAAUCGCUCUUCUUAGCGCCACUAGCGUCAAACAAUCUCCCAUACAAACAAACGAUGUUGAUACAGAUGAUAUUGGCAUGCAAAAAGUUACUAUACAAGUUAAUAGACAAAUAGACGAAGUAAAGAAAAAAGUUUCUUUUAAUUAAUGUAAAUAAACAAUUAUGAUAUCUA